AUGGGUGAACAGAGGGUGGUCGGCCAAGGCGGCGCGACUGAUAGAGGGGCGGGGGUGGGGGUGGGACGCACCGGGCUGCGCGACUUGGAGCGUGCGCUAGGGACGGGGGAAGCUUUGCGCUCAGAGGGAGCGCGGCGGGGCGGGGGGGAGGCGCAAGAGUUGCGCGUGGGCUUGGCCUUAGGGGCGGGCGGGGCGGGCUGCGCGGGGAGCGCAGUGGACGCAGAAGGCGCGGGGAGCGCGGAGGGCGCGAGGGGCGCAGAAGGCGCGGGGAGCGCGGAGGGCUGCGAGUCCGCCGCCGGGAACAGCCCGGGGAACCGUGCGCCGUACUUACGUACCAGCGCAGGGUCAUCCCGUGCUAGUGCGACGAAGGACUGGAGCACCUCGACGCUCGGCUGGGACGAGAUAGGCGCAGACAUCCUAACAACCUACCUGGCGGAUUCGAGUACGCGCACGUUCCGGGAGAAGAAUCCGCAAGAAACUCCCGGCAAUCGUGUCCUAGCGGGGUCGACUAGGAGGCCCCCCAAGGCUGACUGA
Messenger RNA from Trichoplusia ni (cabbage looper), 534 nucleotides. Its product is annotated as protein PopA1-like. The record is from RefSeq and is a predicted model, not a curated record. NCBI's taxonomy places the organism in Eukaryota, Metazoa, Arthropoda, Insecta, Lepidoptera, Noctuidae. Bases 1 to 534 code for a protein of 177 amino acids. The transcript has a single exon.